Molecule: messenger RNA, 6171 nt
Organism: Odontomachus brunneus
Lineage: Eukaryota; Metazoa; Arthropoda; Insecta; Hymenoptera; Formicidae
Exons: 4
Coding region: 1092-5126 (1344 amino acids)
Source: RefSeq, a predicted model, not a curated record
AUCAUUACAGCAGUCGACUGUGCGCACGUGGUAGGGUAGCGCGUGGGUGCCUCGCGCGAAGAUCGAGCGAGCGAGAGAACGAACGAACGAAAGAAAGAAGGAAGGAACGAGCGAGCGAGCGAGCGAGCGAGAGACUCGAGAGAGGCAUGGGUGGGGUUCUCGAGGACGAAUCGUUUCGCUUUUCUCGCAGGAACGUCUGGUACGAGUCGCUUCGUAGUGUAGCGAGCGUGCCUCUCACGAGCGGUGGGCAACGCGCGACGUCUUCGGCUGGUAAUGGCCGUGCAUGCCGUUCACGCGUCGAAUAUCUAGUUCAUGCGGCCCUGUAAAAGAGAGAGAUGGACGUUUCGAGGUCACGCGGGCUUCCUCGCGGGCUCUGAGAGAGCUGCCGAAUCAGUGAAACUGGAGCAGCGAGAGGCGUCGGAUUCAGGCGGAUUCAGCCGGACGUACGACGUUAUUCCACGGAGCGACAAGCUGUCAAGACUUCGUGUCUGACGUCGCCGAGUGAGAGAGAUAGAGGGGAGAGUGAGCCGAAAGACGACGAGAGUACACAAGGUGUUGGCCGCGAUUGCGUCUUAUCAUGCUUAUCGACUGGCCGCACAGCGACGACAACGACGACGGCGACGGGGACGGCAACGACGACGAGCACUGACCUCGCUGAAUCGUGCCGCGCUCUCGUAGCAGCUGCUGCUGCUGCAAGCCUCAUCGAAGCUCAAUGAUUGUGAGUCUGGUGUUCCGUGACUCAUUAUUUCGCAGCUUGGCAGCGGCUCGCUGCAGAGGAAGGAAUCGUCUCGCGCGGAUUUCGACAUCAUUGCCACGCACGCGCGCGCGCGGCAGAGAGCGCCAAGAGACAAAGAGAGAAAGAGAGAGAGAGAGAGAGAGUGAGAGAGAAUCAGAGAUUCUUGGAAUAUGUGAGUAAGGUGUGUACUUGCCGCAUACUCGUGAACAGUUCCCUCUCUUUCUCUCUCUCUCUCUCUCUUUCUCUCUCUCUCUGUCUUUUCUCCCCACGAAAAUGCCGCGGUAAUUUUGGAUCCGAAGAAACGUUCGACAGGAUGAGUCGAUAUUUUUAGCAUCAAAACAUAUCGGCGGUGUUCAUGAUGGAGAAAAAGGGACUGCGGAAAAAGGACAUGCUGAGGAUGGACGGCUUGUUGCCACCAACGCGGCGUUUACCUGUUUGCGACGCGGUAUCCGGCACGUCGGCCAAGAAGAAGGACAGGAAAUGGUCGAUAGGCGGUAUUCUGCGGCGGAUAUCCUCGAUUAGAGACUACGAUAGUUCCUCCAACGACGAAGAGAUCGUCUACUGCAAGAGAACACCGAGGAAACUGACGAAACUCAACAGACAGACGAACGAUGUGGUUCUGCAGUCGAUAGAGAACAACCCGGAGCAGGACAACAGAGGGGUAAAAAUCGAGAACAGCACUCGUCGCUCGACGGGGUCGCCGUCGCAGCUGCGUCGCGAUUCGCUGCAUUCUCGCAGCAGCGACGGUUCACUGGACGGCUCGGGCAAGAAGAUUCGGAAGAACAAGCUGAAGGCGCGGGCCGAAGCGAAGAGAGAUCACCUGCGCGCCGACAGCAGCUCCGAUGAGGAUUGUCGGCGAUCCAACGGGUCGCUCAACCGAUUCCACGCCGCCGACGGCGCGUACAACGGUCAACGGAGCAACGUGUGCAACAGGAAGACGCGAGCCGCCCGCACGGAGCGCUACAUCAAGCGACUGUCAAGAGACGACGGCAACGGCGACACCUCGAAUGAACCGCCCAAUAAAAGAUGUUCCUCGGAACACACGGCGGAGGAUGAGCAGCAGCAGCAACAACGUGUCGUUUACGCGGAUAUGAACGGAUCCUGCCGACCGCCCGUGCACCCGCGUCGUGCGAUCAGCGUGGCUUCCCCUCAAAACUCCCCGAACACUCGCGCACUACCCCCUCAGAGAUCCUCUGUGGAGAGCCUGCGGAUCAACGCGGACUGUGUGGGCCUACCCGAUCCUGAAAUCGUUUCCUUUAACGACUGCAGGAGGUAUUCCAGCGGACAAUAUGUCACGGACAUGAAUCAGAAUAACACUUACGCCAAGAUCUCACGAAACAUCAGCACGGAGGCGUAUGUGGACAAUCGUCAGGGCGGGAAUUUCUUCACAUAUCCUGCGAAGAACAUCGGCUAUUAUCCAGAGCCGUUUGAACGCGUUGCCGAGCGUCGGUUGCUCAGUCAGGACAGUCGGCCACCUGAGCCACCGCCGAGGGAUCCUCGUUACCGCGCGCUCAGUCACGGCUACAACUCUUAUCCGACCAACAGACACCAGAACGCGUCGAGCUGCUAUGAGCGAAGAUACGGUGAGGCAGCGAACGCCGCGAACGAACUGUCGAGGCCGGAUUGGCGGCACUUUCGGUCGUACGGAUCAAACAACGAGAUCGCCCGACAGUGCGACACAGUCCAGCUGAAAUAUUCGGCGACAUCGACUCCCAAGAUGGAGAUUUGCAAUUCGCUGGAGUAUAUGAACAACAAGUACAACUCCAGCCGCCACUGCACGAACAACGAGCUCUACAAGGAGACUGAACUAACGAGAUGCCGGCGCAGAAACAUUCGUAACGAACAGCUGAGUCGCAACGACGCGAAUUCCAGCGCGUAUAUCCCUCAGGGUCAAUCAGCGAAAAUUUGCGAGUCGAGUAAAAAGGAGACUGUUCCGUCGUAUGUGACCGCCAUGUGGACCGAUCGGUUGUCCAGGAGGUCUCCUUGUGAACAUGUCACUGCGACGUGCGAUGCUGAUAGAAACGAUAUCGAGAAGAGUCACGGGGAAGGCAACAGUGAAACGACGCUGGCCGAGGAAGCUUCAGAGAGACGCAGGAGUUCGAGGAAUCUGGAGGAAGCUCUGUGCGAACUGGAAGCGAUCUACAACAGUCUGCGCCUCGGCGACGAGGAUCUCCUGGACCGCGCGGAACGUCGAAGUAUGGAGGAGUUCAGUCUAAGGCAAGGCAGAAGCGAGCUGGACGCGAUGGCUGCCACGAACAGCCCGGACUCGCCGGACAGAACGAAGGACGACAUGGCAUACCGACGAAUGCACCCCAAGGAGAGACCCACGUCACUGUCGGAUAUCGCCGGACAGUCCACCUUGUCCAACAUCAGCUAUCUCGUCGCCUCGCCCGUUCUUUCGCGCAGAGAGGAGGACUUGAAACGCGUGUCGUCGGUCUACUCGGUGGGCCGUCGCGACGAGCCGGACGUGACCCGCGACGACAUGGUCUUCCGCAGUAUAAACCGUGCGAACAACACCCCCAAGGUGAUCGACCCGCAGCCGCCGUUCGGUAUCCCGCUCGGGCCGGUGACCGCGGCGACAGAGAGCGAUUACCUGCACACGACGCCGACGAAACCGGAACAGCCGCGCUCGCCGUACAUACCGCAGUGCGAGCCCGACGUAGUCACGGAUGACUUGGCUUACAGGGCGCUCAGGAAGGACGCGGGCGCGGCGCGGAACGGCGCGGAGAGCGUGAGGAAAAAACGCGCCGUUAGAUCGCUGUCGGCCAAUCUGUAUGGCUUAAUCAAUCACGACCGGAUCCACCUGCGACGUGAGCCUAGUCUCGACGCUAUCAAGGACGAAAUCCAGGACGCUGCUAGGAACUCGGUCGCUACGUCGGAGCGAACGCCUUAUCUCAGACGCGUGGUGAGUGACGGCGAGCUGUCUGACAAUGACAGGCGAAAAGAACCGGCCAGAGGAGGCGGCACUGAUAUCAACGGUAAUCAUCCAACCGUGGGCGCGUACCGGAAGAAGCUAUCGCGUGUCUAUAUAUCGCCGGAAACGAGCACGACAACGACGACGACAACGACACGAGAAAGUCCUAAGAAGGAGCCGAGUAUCGCAGAGAUAUCCGACGCCAUGCUAACAUCGAAGGCCGCCUUAGGCGACGAGUUUUGGCACGAGUACCUGCGCCCGGAUUCCAACGCCUCUAAUGCCAAUAGCAGUCACAGCACUGAAGCGGACUUCAGCGCGUACAGCCGUCUCUGCCAAGAUCUAGUUAACCUAAUCAAAGGCGACGAGCCGGAGCCGGCGGGCCAAACCAUCGUCGCCGUUGCGCCAGCCGACAAUAAGCCGGACGAGGACACCAAGCACGAGACCGACGAACUCUCUACAGGUAGCAGUGCGCGUUCUUUAGACAAUCAUUGCUCAGAACACUGCCAGCGUGCCGUGCAUAUUGAUGGCAAGCACAAUGCAGGCGAGAACGUAGAGAGCCCAGCAGCGUUCUCGACGAAUUCCACAGAGCCCGAGUCGGAGACGACAACGACUAGCAACCUUGAUUUCUACCUGCGUGUAGCGGAUGAGAAUGUGAAGCUGAUUGCGGCGGCUUUCGGCAGUGUAGCCGACCACCUGCGCGACAGUCGACUCUCUGCCCGCAAGAACUCGUCGACGUCACGCGACGUUUCCGAAAUCGAGAACCAAAGCGGCAGCACGCGCAGUUCCACCUUGUACAGCCCGGACGACGCGUACGACGACCGGCUUCGGCCUACCGUUGUCGUCUCUCCGAGACCCGAAGAGACCCGCGCAAUUUCGAAGCGCGAUUCUUGGACCAGCAACGAAGGGGACCAAGCUGUGAACUCUGACUACUUCGAACAAGACGUUUGCACUGCCGACGUGGAGCUGGAUCUGUCUAGAGCCGUGCGCGACCUGCAACUAGCCGCGGCCAGCCUGUACGAGCACGAACGAGAGAUCGAGGAUCUAGGAGUAGCGCGCGAUAAGAAAAUUGAUGUUCACGACACACAGGCGACCAUUGUCUCCAACACAAACAAACGUGAGGACAGUCCCAUUCGCAAGAUCAACCUCAUCGCUGACGCUCUGAGGAAAGAGCAAGAACAUCAAGAGGAGGAGGAGGAGGAGGAAAAGGAGGCGCGUAUUCGCGAGGCAACACCCGUGACUACCAUCAGCACGGAUGAGAACGAAGAUAAAAAUCUUCUUCGUAAGAUCAUCGCCGACGACCUGAGGCAGGAGCGGGAACGCGAUCAGGAAGAGGUGACGGUGCUGCCGAGUGGAAUCGCGGAAAUGCGACGCGACGCGCGCGAGGAGAGCUGCGAAGGUCUCCACAGGCGGUCGCUCGCUCAGACUGACGAUCGCACUGAAAUGCUCGUUCGAACUGCUGACGGUCGGCGAGAGUGAUAGUGCGAGAGACAAGGCGAAAGAAGGAUAAUAAGAAAGAAGUGAAAAAAAAACAAAAAGAGUGAGAAAGAGAGGAAUAGUACAGUUUCCGCUGUGAGGCGUAUCGACAUUGUUGUUGUUGUUGUUGCCACCCUUGUUUUUUUUACUGUUGUUGGUUUUAAUAAAGUUUAAAUGUUAAUCGUGCCAGUAGAAGAAAUCUUACUGCGCGCACACGUGCCUCCCGCUGCGGAGCGAGCCAUUCCAGAUCAAGCUAUCCGAUCCUACAUACACUGAGAGAAAAGAUAUUUGAAAAUCCUCUCUUAUUUGUGGCGUGUAGAGUUUAUUCCUGCGAAAAACUUCACCCACAAACAAGUUCUCAAGUAUCUUCUUCUCAAGAUAGUCGAUUCUCAAUUAUCGUUUUUUCGUUGUUUCACGCAUGACUAGGAAUGGGACCAAGUACAUAAUGUAUCAUCGUGUCAAUAUAAUCUGCGAUAUGUUUGGAUCCGCUGUGACCUCGAAACAUAACAGCGUUGAAACUUUGAGAAAUAUAUUUACGCGAAUAUUUUGAAACGUAACAAUUAUGUUUGUUAUGUUUGUAAGCAAGAGCACGUGAGAUAUCGCUGACUCGAAUAUACUUCGAAAAGUAUAUCAAUUAUAUAUUUGGUAUAUAUCGGUAUCAAUUGGUAUGUACUGGAUUCUGUAUUAUAUAUUUGAUUGUAGUAGUUCUUCUAUGUAAAGUGAAUUCAUGAUGUUCAAGUUUAAGAAAAUAUCGUUGUAUUUCAACGAAGUAAUAUUUAACUUUUAAAGUGCCUGAAAUUCUCUCAUGUUGAACUUGAUCCCAUCCCUAUACAUGAUACCUCAAGUAUCGGAUAGACAAGUUGCGGUAUAAGAAAAUUGUAAUUUUCAAAUAAAGUCAAGCCUUAUCAUUUUCUCUUUCGAUAGAAAGCACUUUGGACUUCUCCUGACUCUACCUAUAAGAUUUAGUAUUCAUUGUACAAGCAUUUCAUUUCACUAAGUUAUUCACUUCUUUUUCUGAAGCAAUAAAACAGAUAAUAUUUUUCAUGAA